Molecule: messenger RNA, 4430 nt
Organism: Syngnathoides biaculeatus (alligator pipefish)
Lineage: Eukaryota; Metazoa; Chordata; Actinopteri; Syngnathiformes; Syngnathidae
Gene: sec31b
Product: SEC31 homolog B, COPII coat complex component
Exons: 27
Coding region: 174-3827 (1217 amino acids)
Biological process (GO): endoplasmic reticulum to Golgi vesicle-mediated transport; COPII-coated vesicle cargo loading; intracellular protein transport
Cellular component (GO): COPII vesicle coat; endoplasmic reticulum exit site
Molecular function (GO): structural molecule activity; protein binding
Source: RefSeq, a predicted model, not a curated record
ACCGCAGUUUGCAAACUGAUCCAUUUCGGCCACCAUAGCUGAGUGACAACACGACAACUCGGGUUGGACUCCGGCGGCGGCUCAUUUAUUAGCACGGCUGUGGCUAGCAUCAGAUUCGUGGUUGUGGGCAGCCCGGCCGGGAUAUAGGCUGUUGUGUUCAAAGAUAAAGAAGGAUGAGGUUGAAGGAGAUCCAGAGGACUGCCCAGCAGGCAUGGAGUCCGGCCAGACACCAUCCCAUCUGCCUAGCUUUAGGUACGUCAGCGCAGCAGCUUGACGCCUCGUUCAACACCACGGCAGCCCUGGAGCUGUUUGAACUGGAUUUUGCCGACCCCUCUCUUGACAUGAAGCUCAAAGGGUCUCUGUGCACCACCCACAGGUUGCACAGUCUGGUGUGGGUAAAUUUCGGAAUGGGUGAGCAUGCUACAGGAGGAAGGCUGGUAGCCGGCAGUGAGAACGGCGCAUUAACCGUUUAUAACCCAGAGGCCAUCGUUAACGCCAGUGCCGAGGCUGUGGUGGGACAGUGCGACAAGCACACGGGGCCCGUCCGAGCACUGGACUUCAACCCUUUCCAGAGCAAUCUCCUAGCAUCCGGGGCGAAUGAUUCUGAGAUUUAUAUUUGGGAUCUGAACAACUUCAGCAGUCCGAUGACACCAGGGGCAAAAACGCAGCCUGCCGAGGACAUCAGUGUGGUGUCGUGGAACCGGCAGGUGCAGCACAUCCUGGCCUCGGCCAACCCCAGCGGCAAAGCCGUCGUGUGGGACCUGAGGAAGAACGAGCCCAUCAUCAAGAUCAGCGACCACAGCAACCGGAUGCACUGUUCUGGGAUGGUGUGGCACCCCGAAGUGGCCACUCAACUGGUGCUGGCCUCCGAGGACGACCGACUCCCCGUCAUCCAGAUGUGGGACCUCCGUUUUGCCACCUCUCCUCUGAAAGUCCUUGAGAAUCACACACGGGGGAUUCUGUCCAUCUCUUGGAGCCAGGCUGAUUCUGAGCUCCUAUUGAGCAGCGCUAAGGACAACCGCAUCCUCUGCUGGAAUCCGAACACUGGAGAGGUCAUCUAUGAGCUCCCCACGACAAACCAGUGGUGUUUCGACAUCCAGUGGUGUCCCAGAAAUCCCGCUCUGCUCUCCGCCGCCUCGUUUGACGGCCGAAUUACCGUUUACUCCGUGAUGGGAGGGAGCUUGAAGGCUCAGCAGCAAAGUACCGCUGAUAAGAUAUCAUCCUCAUUUGAUACAAUGGAUCCCUUCGGUACAGGGCAGGUGCUCCCUCCCUUGCAGGUUCCUCAGCCUACAGCCCAGGACACCGUCGUUCCACCAUUAAAGAAGCCGCCUAAGUGGGUGCGCAGGCCAGUGGGGGCCUCCUUCGCCUUCGGCGGCAAGCUGAUCACAUUUGAGAAUCCCAAAGGGACGCUUAUGCAGAGCCCCCAGCCUGUCCCCAGGCAGGUGUUUGUGAGCCAGGUCACAACGGAGACGGAGUUCCUGCAGCGCUCCAGGGAGCUGCAGGUGGCGCUACAGUCGGGUUCCUUCAACAACUACUGCCAGGCCAAGAUCCAGAGUGCAAAGUCGGAGGCCGAGCAGGAUAUAUGGAAGUUCCUGCUGGUGAAUUUUGAAGAUGAGGCUCGCAUUAAAUUCCUUCGACUUUUGGGUUUCAGUAAAGAUGAAUUGGAGAAAAAGAUUUCUAAAUGUCUUGGGAAGAAUUUUCAACCCAAUGGUCACGCUGUGGAUGCUGAGGACCUGGCGAAAAAGAUGCUGCAGCUCUCCACUGAGCGAUCUGAAGAAACAGACGGCAGGACGUCCGGCUCUGUAUCACCCCCGGACUUUUUCAACCAGAAUCCAAAAGAAAUCCCCAACUUCCAGAUCCCCGUUUCCUGCGAUACGGACGGUUUGAUAAGCCAGGCCCUGCUUGUGGGCAACUUUCAGGGUGCCGUCGAUUUAUGUCUGAGCGACGGCCGGUACGCCGAAGCCAUCCUGCUGUCCAUCAGUGGCGGAGAGGAUCUGCUCAAGAAGACCCAGCAGAAGUACCUCAGCAAACAGAAAAACAGCGUUUCAAUGCUUAUAUCAUCAGUGGUAACUCAGAACUGGAGGGACAUCGUGCAAAGCUGUGAGCUGGACAACUGGAAAGAAGCACUCGCCGCCCUCCUGACCUACGCCCACCCUGAAGAAUUUGCACAGCUGUGCGAUACCCUGGGAGGUCGUUUGGAAAGGGGGGGGACGGAGAAACGCUGCCUUCAGGCGUGCCUGUGUUACAUCUGCUCCGGAAACAUCGAGAGGCUGGUGGAGUGCUGGGCCUUGCACAGGGACUGCUCCUCUCCUCUCGGCUUGGAGGAUCUGGUGGAAAAAGUCAUGAUGCUUCGCAAGUCCAUCGAGCGGCUCCGCAACAGCGAGGUGGCGGUGCAGAGUCCCGUCCUGGCCGAGAAGCUGACGUGCUACGCCGGAAUCCUGGCUGCAGAGGGCAGCCUGGCCACCGCCAUCGCUUACCUGCCAGACAAUUCUGACCAACCCGGGAUCACCAUGCUGAGAAACAGACUGUUCCAUGCUCAGGGAGAGGCUGCCAGCCAGCAGCAGCCUCCAAGCGCGCCCAAGCCCAAUGCUGCUUCUCACGCACCUACACAGAAAGCACAUAUCAUGGAUCAGUAUCAGACCUCUCUCCCUCAUCAUCAUCCGCAGCAGCAGCAGCAGCAGCAGCAGCCGCCGCCGCCGCCUAAUAUGCCGACAUCAGUACUAUUCCAGCCUCAAGUUCCUCUGAGUAACACUGGCCAGGGGCCGCCUGCCUCGUCUCACGGGCUGCCACCCCCCUCUAUGAGGCCUCCUUACCCGCAGCAUCCAGCUUCGGCUCCAGGUUUUGCUCCACAUCAGCCAUUCCAACCGUCCCCCAUGGGCGGACCCUCAGCCUUCUCCCCUCCAGGCCCCUCCAUGCCAGCCGCCAACUUGUCAGGACCGCCGCUGCAGCACUCGUCAUCUUGCCCCGGGGGCCUCCCCCACAUGCCCAGCCCCGGCGUGCCAAUGACGGGCUUCAUGCCUUCUACGUCCUUGCCGUCAGGCCCCGUGCCCGCCAGCUCCCAGCCCGGAGCCCCCGUUCCCAUGUACCCCGGGGGUCACCACAGCCAGGGAUCUAUGCCCCCAAUGGCAACCGGUCCCUAUGCUCCUCUUGGAUCGGGUUACCCGCAAGGGGGCCCCGGAGCUCCUGCUUCAAAGCCCUUCGCAGCUUCAACUGUAGCUCCUCCUCCGGCAGGAUUCUUUCCUUGGCUGAAUACCCAGUCUGACCCUCAAGCGUCCCAAGAAGGGUGGAAUGACCCACCAGCAGUACGAGGUGGACCCAGGAAGAAGAAGAUUCCUGAAAACUACACUCCACCCGCCCCUAUCACUGCUCCCGUGAUGGGUUUCCCAGUGGAGGCCCCUCAGCUGCACAAUAAUGCCCAGGUGCCCCCCGGAGCCCCCCAGGAGCCCAGCAUGCAGCUCCUCCAGCAGCUUCCAGCAGAGCGGGUAGAGCAGAAGGAGAUCCCGGCUGAGCAUAUUGUCCUGAAAUCCACCUUCGAUAGUCUGGUGCAACGCUGCCAACUUGCAGCAGGAGACCCACAAACCAAAAGGAAGCUCGAUGACGCCGCCAAGCGUUUGGGAUGCCUCUACGACAAGCUGAGGGAGCAGUCGCUCUCGCCCAACAUCCUGAACGGACUGCACGAGAUCGGCCGCUGCGUGGCGAACCAGCAGUACCAGCGCGGCCUGGAGGUCCACACGCUGGUGGUGAGCAGCAGCAACUUCAGCGAGAUCUCCGCCUUCAUGCCCAUCCUCAAAGUCGUCAUGACCAUCGCCAACAAGCUCGGCGUCUAAAGCCGCACGCCUGCGCCUCAAGUCUUCAUCGAUCAUAUUUAUUUCCUUUUCUUAUGUGAGCAGAUUCUGGUCUUCACCUCUUUUUUUUUCCCUUAACGCCCUAAGAGAUGGGUCGGAUGAAUGUAUCCUGAAAGCGCAACACUCGAUGUACAAAGUGAAACAUUUGUGUGCAUAAGCGCGCUUUUGCAGUGGACGGAUUUGUUUUAUAGUGAAUCGACAAAGCCGGGCAAAGUGGGACGCGUUUGAUAUGAUAAAAACAAAAAUGGUGCGAGAGAUUCUGUAACGGCAGUCCGUGGAGCAUUUCAUGAAUUUGUGCCAUCUUUUCCAGAACGUUAUUUCGCAGCGUGAACGAUACCCCCCCGGCCCCGUUUCUCUCCUUUUCUUUUAAACGUUCGUACAGUAGAUGGCAUCGUUGGAAAUGUAAAUUCGGAUGGGAUUUGUUUGCGUGUUCGUGGAAGCAGAAGGCAGUAAAGUGCCUCCGUGUGCGUGCUCAUUUUUUGUUGCACAAAUGUUUAUACAACACAAUCCGUGUUGCUUAUUUAACUCAUGUAAGAUUUUUUUUCCUCCCCCCACUUUUCAAAUAAAAUGUACCUUCAGUUUCAA